This is a messenger RNA of Mesorhabditis belari, 2328 nucleotides long. The record is from the annotation of a GenBank genome assembly. Lineage: Eukaryota; Metazoa; Nematoda; Chromadorea; Rhabditida; Rhabditidae.
AUGAAAGAGGAAUAUUUGGGGAUGUCGUGCUCGAUUUGCGGAGCAAUGGCCGAUGGAUUGCACUACGGAGCUGUUUCGUGUCGCUCGUGUAACGCUUUCUUUCGCCGAGCCGUCAGCUAUAAUCAGAAAUACGAUUGUCGCUACAAUAAUCAAUGCGAUGUGACAGUUGAGGGACGGUGCAGUUGUCGAGCUUGCCGUUUCAGGAAAUGUGUCGACGCCGGGAUGAAAGUUGCUGCCGUUCAACCCCGUCGCGAUCCAACCGGCUCACAAAAGGAGCGCCGAAAGCGUCAAUUGGACGGAUCGGAUGAUGAGAUGGGAUCACCGCCGUGGAAGAGCGAACCAGUGGACAGCCCACAGGAUGAGGGAAGUCCCUACAGCUCAAUGAAUGGAUCGAUUGGGAGGAGAGAGAAAUACGAUGUCGAUUUGAGGGAGGGAUACAAGCCAUCGGUGCAGCGAUGGCCGAGUGGUACAGUGUUCAUUUCCAGAGCGAGAGCUCGAAGAUAUGAUGAAGAGGGUCCCCUCAACGCCGGUGUCACUCCAUAUCCGAUCAAGACACAAGAAGUCAAGGAGCUUAUGUCAAAAAGAACAAUUAAAGACAUUCUCACCCUACACGAGGAGCAAUUUAAACAACAAGGCAUUCGUCACAGUGUUGGUGGAGAGAAAUUCGAUACAUCUCACGUCGAUAACUCAGCUUGGACGAAACCACCGGAAGCCUUUGACGAGACGAGCUGUGACCCGGGAGAAGAGUUUGAGAGAAUGGCUGUGAUGUACAAAGAACACGUUGAACAGAUGCGACUCAAUAUGCUAUCGUUUCCCGAUUUCUUGGAGCCGAAACCGCGAAGAGCGAUGACACCGGACGACGUUGAAGGACUUAGCAAGGCCGAGCUGGCCGGUUUGCUCUAUUGGAUCUCGAAGAUGAAACCCUAUGCAACAUUGCCUUUAAGUGAUCGGACAGCUCUCCUCAAGCGGUAUUCGGUGCGAAAGUUGAGCUUGGAUCAUUUCUAUGUCGCUUCUCAACACAGGGAACACAUUGAGAAGCGAAACUUUUGCAUGUUGAACAACACCUAUGUGCCACCGGGAGCCACGGGAUUCGAGCUAAACACUGAUGAUCCACAACAGAUCGCCGCGAAACAAGAAAUCUUUCGCCCAACUUUCGAGCGAAUCUGGCGGACGGUUAUAAUUCCGUUUGAGCAGAUGCAAAUCCAAGACAUUGAGAUCGUUUUUCUUCACGGGAUGCUUCUUUGGAGUCCUUUAAACUCGAUACACGUUGAAGAGGAGACUCGUCCAUUGCUGAAAGAACAACGAGAAUGGUUCACCGGAAGAUUGAACGAAUACUAUCUGAAUAGCGGGAUGAGCUUGAUGGAGGCCGGUGUGCGAAUGGGGCAAAUCAUUCUCGUUCUCGCCGAAGUUGAGCUAAUCUGCAAUCAACAUUGUCACGACUUCCAAGUGUGCAAACUCUUCGAGUUUUGCGAUAUGAGUCGAUACUGGUACGAGCAAUUGUGCUAUUCAAAGAUCAACACAAUGGCGAUCACUUACGCGGAUGAGUGUCGGGAUACAAAAACAAGAGUGGCACAAGAGAAACAAAAAGCGGCUCUGAUAAAACACUAUCAAGAGAAGGACAAUCAGAAAGCAGUGAGUGGGCCAAUUGUCGAUGAUGCGCUAGAUGAGCAGACGAAAGCGCUUGACGCCUGGAAGAGCCAACAAGCCUACCGCCAAUCCAUUCAUCAAAUCAUGCAACGAGCCGAGCAACAGUUACUCCCACCACAGCCAGCUGUUGUUCAAGUGUCUUCACUCCAACAACGACACUUUCCAAUCGCGAGUACAUCUCUUAUGAAUCAACCUGUGACAUUGAAGAAGAGCAAGGAAAAUCAUCCGACUCAACCCCAUCAAACACUCCAGACAUCGGUCGUUUCCCCUCCCGAUCAAUCAAUCAUCUCACCACCGGCUUUCAACAAAUUCGAUGAUAGAAAUCAGUUGGAUUUGGGUGGAAAACAGUCAAUUUCUUCUUCUCCACCCGAAUUGGAGCCAUCAGAGCGUUUCGGUGACUCAGCGGCGCCAAAUCUCAGACCUCGAAUCUCGGGUCCAGGAUUCGGUGAAAUGGGACGGAGCAAGAAAAUGAAGGACAUCACAAUGAUGCUCUAUUCGGAAGCUACGAAUGAGGAAUUCUUAGUGAAGUUCACCGAGGACGGCUCGGGCGUCGAACCACCAACGAGUCUCCUUGCUUCACCGGAUCUUGUCGAUGAAAAUGUCGACAGUUUGGUCACUCCGCCACCUCCACACUCCGACAACGCUUAUCCCAUUCAUCAGAAUUUCUUUGCCCGCAUAUCG